Molecule: messenger RNA, 3107 nt
Organism: Abrus precatorius (Indian licorice)
Lineage: Eukaryota; Viridiplantae; Streptophyta; Magnoliopsida; Fabales; Fabaceae
Product: eukaryotic translation initiation factor-like
Exons: 9
Coding region: 328-2703 (791 amino acids)
Cellular component (GO): eukaryotic translation initiation factor 4F complex
Molecular function (GO): mRNA binding; translation initiation factor activity; protein binding
Source: RefSeq, a predicted model, not a curated record
AUACCUAAUUUUGAGAAAUUAGAAAUAAUUUAGGACGGGAUUGGAAAUUCGCAUGUCUACGCUACCCUGCGCACAACUCGUCUAAGAAGGGUUUUUUGUCACCCUUCCAUUCUCACUCACCCACGCAGUUCUCUCUUCUCUUCUCACUCGGCAGAAGAGAGAGAAAUAUCCAAUACCUACCCUACUUCCAAUCCAAUCUGUCUCUGCCAAUUUAUCCCUUUCUUUUCCCUUCUCUUCUAUUUCUCUUAUCUGUUUAUUCGUUGUGGUUCCGCGACGCUGAAUCUAUUACCCUCUGUUUAAUCGACGGCCAAGAUUGCAUCCUGAGUUAUGCAGAAAGGUGAUCAAACGGUGCUAAGCUUGAGGCCUGGUGGUGGUAGAGGAAGCAGGCUCCUCGGCCCUCGAUUUGACUCCUCUUCAUCCACCUCUUCUGCUUCUCCUGCUUUUGGCUCCUUUUCCGCUGAUCUCCCUCUUUUGCGCCCUCAUGGUGCUGCAUCCUCUCCAUUUUCUAUCAAGGCUGGAGAUUCGCGGUUUGAGGGUCGUGAACGUGUGCGAUAUACCAGAGAUCAACUUUUACAGCUUAGAGAGGCUGCUGAGAUCCUUGAUGAUGUUUUAAAGAUCAAACAAGAUAUUGAAGCUGAACUUUUUGGUGAAGAUCAAAGUUGGGGCCGCUCAGAAAACAUUCCCCCACAACAAUUUCAAAAUCGAUAUACUGAGCCAGAUAACCGUGACUGGCGUGGCCGAUCUGGGCAACUUCCCGCUAAUGCAGAUGAGAGGUCUUGGGACUAUCUCAAGGAGAGUAGGGAGUUUGGCAAUACUAAUCAGGCUAAUCGUCAAGACCAAUUGAAUUCUCAGUUUGCAAGGGCACAAAUCUCUUCUAACCAAGGGGGGGGACCUACUUCUCUAGUCAAGGCUGAGGUGCCAUGGUCAGCCAGAAGGGGAAGUCUCUCUGAAAAGGAUCGUGUCUGGAAGACUGUUAAAGGAAUACUGAAUAAAUUGACUCCUGAGAAAUUUGAUCUCCUGAAGGGUCAGUUGAUUGAUGCUGGCAUUACAUCAGCUGACAUAUUGAAGGGAGUCAUUUCACUGAUAUUUGAUAAGGCAGUGUUAGAGCCAACGUUUUGCCCCAUGUAUGCCCAGUUGUGUUCUGAUCUUAAUGAAAAGCUGCCUCCAUUCCCUUCUGAGGUACCUGGUGGGAAAGAAGUCACUUUUAAGCGAGUACUCUUGAAUAUCUGCCAGGAGGCUUUUGAAGGUGCAGAUAAACUGAGGGAAGAGGUGAGACAGAUGACUGCUCCUGAGCAGGAGAUGGAGCGACGGGACAAGGAAAGACUUGUCAAGCUUCGUACCCUUGGAAACAUCCGGUUAAUCGGUGAGCUGUUGAAGCAAAAAAUGGUUCCUGAAAAGAUUGUUCAUCACAUUGUUCAGGAGCUUUUAGGAUCUCCUGACAGCAGGGUCUGCCCGGCUGAGGAAAAUGUUGAAGCCAUAUGUCAAUUUUUUAACACUAUUGGUAAGCAGCUGGAUGAAAGCCCAAAAUCACGGCGUAUAAAUGAUAUGUACUUUAGUCGGUUGAAAGAAUUGAGCACCAACCCCCAACUUGCACCACGGCUGAGGUUUAUGGUUCGUGAUGUUCUAGAUUUGCGUAAUAAUAACUGGAUUCCAAGACGUGAAGAGGUGAAAGCCAAAACCAUCACUGAAAUUCAUUCAGAGGCAGAAAAAAAUCUUGGACUGCGUCCUGGUGCCACUGCAAGUAUAAGAAAUAACCGUGGUGCAGUUUCUGGAGUUCAAGGAAAUACCAACCCUGGAGGCUUCCCCCUUGCCAGACCUGGUACAGGGGGUUUGAUGCCUGGGAUGCCAGGGACCAGGAGGAUGCCUGGGAUGCCUGGAAUUGAUAAUGACAACUGGGAGAUGCCUAGGACAAGAUCAAUGCCAAGAGGAGACAUGUCAGGCACGCAAACAGGGGGACGUGGCCAGUCUCCUUUCCUUUCCAAGUCAUCAACUGUGAACACAAAGUUACUACCUCAAGGUAGUGGUGGUCUUAUAAGUGGGAGAAAUAGUGCCCUCGUGCAUGGAGGUGGUGCUCCUGCUCCUCGUCCGUCAAACUUUAGUUUUGGUACUGAACCUGCUCCUCAAAUUGCUUCACCUGUUAAAGCUGUUUCUGCCAUAUCCUCUGAGAAGCCACAAGCUCCAGCUGCCAAAUUGAACACUGCUGAUCUUCAUCGUAAAGCUGUUUCUCUUCUGGAAGAGUAUUUCAGUGUUAGGCUUUUGGAUGAGGCAUUACAGUGUGUGGAGGAACUAAAAUCUCCGGCUUAUUACCCUGAGCUUGUCAAGGAAGCCAUUUCCCUUGCUCUAGACAAAAGUCCACCAUGCGUUGAACCUGUUGCCAAUCUUUUUGAGUAUCUGUUCAUGAAGAAAAUUCUUUCAGCUAGAGACAUAGGAACCGGGUGUAUGUUAUUUAGUUCUCUGCUGGAUGAUAUUGGCAUAGAUUUACCUAAAGCACCAAAUAAUUUUGGUGAGAUAAUAGGGAAAUUAAUUUUGGCUGGGGGUUUGGAUUUUAAGGUGGUGAGAGAAAUACUGAAGAAGGUGGACGAUGAUCGGUUCCAGAAAGCAAUAUUUUCCUCUGCCCUGCAGGUAAUUAGUUCUGCAUCUGGACAAGCUGUGUUGGAUUCACAAGCAUCUGAUAUUGAGGCCUGCCAGAGCCUGUUCAAGUGAAUCAGACGACUUUGCACGAGAAUACUGAUCUCUGUAACUGGAUGAACCUCUCUGCCUUGUUUCACUACUUUCAAAUUCCCUUCUCUUUACGCUCGCACUUUAUAGAGCAUUUUGUAAUACAGUAUGUUAUAAAAGUGGAGCUUCCAGUAUCAGGUAUUUCCAUCGAGUUGUAUAAUUUUUUUCUGAUGUCGUAGAGGUGUUUAUUGAGGGAAAAGUCAAACCAUAAAGCUACGGAUUUUGUUUUCCACUUGGCUAAUCAUGUGCCAAGAGAGUGGCCCAUCCACCAAGGGGUCCAAAUGUUUUUGUAUUUCAUUAGUUUCAUUUUUUUCCUUAAUUUUCUUGACAGUAAUUGUUAAACUGGUCAGUUCAUAAAUAUCAUUGUCGUUAUUUCCACUAAUUUUUCU